Chelmon rostratus (copperband butterflyfish) is the source of this 1836-nucleotide messenger RNA. RefSeq names its product dysbindin domain containing 1 (gene dbndd1). Gene Ontology annotation, biological process: negative regulation of protein kinase activity. Lineage: Eukaryota; Metazoa; Chordata; Actinopteri; Chaetodontiformes; Chaetodontidae. Gene Ontology annotation, cellular component: cytoplasm. The record is from RefSeq and is a predicted model, not a curated record. Bases 108 to 578 code for a protein of 156 amino acids. The transcript is spliced from 4 exons.
UAUGCACACACACACAGACACACUCUCCCCUCGCCUCUCCCUUCUUCCCUCCCUGUUUGUCUCCGAUGCUGGUGUGGUGAACAGCAGGACACUCUCGGCUGAGCUGCAUGGAGGCACAGGGAGGGGCAGGGAGCCCAGAGCCCAAUAAAGACAUCCAGAAGUUGCUGAAGCCCUCCAGCUCAGGUGACCUAUCCAAGGAGUUGUUCCAGCACCCAGCAGGGGGGGAGGAGGAGGAGGGUGGCCUGUCUGGGCACACUGCAAGCCUGCUGCACAUCACUGAGAAGAGACAACCACUCAGCAGUGUGUCUUCUUUGGAGGUGCACUUUGACCUCCUGGAUCUGACUGAGCUGACUGACAUGUCUGACCAGGAACUGGCUGAGGUUUUUGCUGACUCUGAUGAGGAGAACCACGAGUCCCCAGCAGGUUCCCACCAGCCUGUGCUGCCCAGAGGCGGGUACAUGCGCUCCCCCUCAUGGACGCGCUGCAGCAAAGUCGAGCCUCCUCGAGAGAGAAAGCACCACAGUGACUCGGACACCCCAGAGCCCUUAAUGAAGCUGGAGAGACCGAAGCAGCCAUGAUAUGUGGAUGUGAAACAGCCGGAUCGCAGAGAGAGGAGACCCAGAGGAGGCAGGCAGACGAAGCCAGAGCGGGAACACAACGCGGACCAAGAGGCCCCCCCAUCUGCCACUGUGCACUCACAUACUGAAACGUUUCAUGGUGCUGAACAGACGAGUCCAGGCUGAACUCUGGACAAUGUGCUCUGUGCUCUAACUAAAGAUGAUGAGAUGUGCAAUACACACACACUCUCCUUCUCUCUCCCUCUCUCUCUCUCUCUCUCUCUCUCACACACACACACACACACACACACACACACACACACACACACACACACACACAGAUACACUCACACAAUCAUUGUGUUUUUCAGGCAAGGAGUUUUUAAUGGUCUCUCACACGAUUUUAAGCUUUGUUUCUGACUGGCAGACAGGGUAUGAGGUCACAAGGUAAUAACAGCACCUCCAUCCUUGCAGCCUCUCAGGGUGGGGAACAGCCUGGACAGCCAGAUUUGCUUUCUAAAUUGUGUCCACAGCGUAUGGCCAGAACUUCCCUGUGAAGCUCAAACACUGGGAUUCACAUUGAAUUACCAGGAUGUGAUUUGACUCAUAAAUGUGUUCAGAAAGCUGUUUGAAAUAAAACAACACGCUGAGGCUGUUACUUAAUGUGUUGGCUUGAACAGGGUUGUUUGUUUGUUUUUUUCUUCUGUUGCCUGCGAUUAAGGUGACUUGAUCAGUGAAGUGGAUUCAGGCCACGCUCUUUAUAUCCAUCACACCUUCUCCAUUUUAAUGAAGAAUGUGUGGUGUUGUUAUAAUAGCCUAAAUGAAAAUUUUGCACUUCUCUCACUGAAUUGUAUUUACAGUGCCCCCCAGAAUUAUUGGCAUGCAGUGCAGAUGACAUGAAAGAUAAACAGACCAAGUAGCAAGCUAUGCAACACAUUUUUCCAUAGUCAAAUUUAUCAUUAUUCUUUUUUAUUUGUUUCUGAUUGUCAUUUCAAAAUGAUGGCUGCCAGAAUUGCUGCUGCUAAGGUGAUUAGAGUCGGUCCUUAAGAGCUGGCAGUCAAACUCCAUCAAAAGAGAUGUAUUAACUUGAUGGGGAACAUUUGAAGCAGUUACAAAUGAAGGGGGAAUUGCAUCAUAGUCAGGUGGACUUCAAUAAGCUUAGCAUGAAUGCCAAAAAUACAACAAAGUGCCAACAUUUUUGUAAUCAUAUGUUAAAAGAUGGAUUUAACAUCUUUUUACACAAGUUAUAGCUGAUUACUUGAUUUAUUUAUCUGUUUGG